AGCUUUAUUACAGCUGCUGAGUUGGUGGCUGGCUGAAUGCUUCAGGUAGCACUGCAGACAUCUGACUCUGGGCGGGUGAAGACGUGCAAGACUGCGCUUGAGCGAGCGGGACUGUUUGAUAAGGCUAGAGGCAUUGAGCGGACAGGCGAUGGGUUUCUGAUAUUCACGAGUAACACGGUAGAGAAUGAUGAUGGGGAUCACGAAGCCGGUUUGGCUGAUCUUUUGAGCAACCUGGACUUCUCGGUCGAGGUAGUCACAACCGAGUCUACGAAACAGAGCAAAGACCUGACCACCGACUCAAGUCUCAAAACAGCAGUCAGAAAGGUGCUGCUGGAUCUGCAAAAGACCGAACCGCAGCUGACCGCGGAGAUUGUUGAUGGCGCGCCGAAUCGGUAUUAUAUAUACGGUCAGCUACUUUUGAUCUCCUCCGGCGACUUUGAAAGUAUACCGGCAUGGCAGUCGCUAGCCGCCGCCGACGCCAGUUUUCCCGAGACGUUUUAUUCCAAACUGUGCGCGAACCUGAAAAUAAGCCACAUUGCACUGAACGCUCCAAUCUCGGGCGAUACCGAGAACGUGAUGCGGAAGCCGACCUCUCUAGUCUGUCUGCACGGCGAGUUUGGCGACGAGAUCAGCGACGCUACAAUUUCCUCGCCGCAGCCGACGCAUUUCGCGUCCGAGUUCUGGGCGACCACGCGCCAGAACGGAAUCACGCAGAUCUGGGCGCCGCGGUACACGAUGUUCAGCCGCGGGAACAUUAAAGAGAAAGCGCGCGUGCUCAAGUUUGCGGACGUGAGCGGCAAGACCAUCGUCGAUCUGUACGCGGGGAUCGGGUAUUUCACGUUCUCGUACGUGCAUGCUGGCGCGAGGCGCGUGUUGUGCUGGGAGAUUAAUCCGUGGAGUGUAGAGGGGCUGCUGCGGGGUGCGAGGGCGAAUAAAUGGAGCGUGCAGCUGGUUCGGCAUGAUGAGGAGUGGGUUAUAGACCCGUCGUCAACAAGUCGGAUUGUGGUCUUUCUCGAAAGCAAUGAGUACGCGGCCACGCGAUUGGAAACAGCAGCAGCUCGCUACGGCUACUCUCAUGAACUGACUCACGUAAACAUGGGUCUCUUGCCCUCGUCGGAGCAAAGCUGGCGAACGGCGGUGACGCUCGGCGUAGCAUCCACGUCGCCGUCGACGGUGUUGCAUGUCCACGCCAACGUCGCAGACGAACAGAUUCCGACCUGGCAGGAACAGACGAGGAAGGCGUUGGAGGGGUUAGUUCUAGAGAAGCUGAGCGUUGAGAGCGAGGAGGUUGCAAGGAUCAAAAGCUUUGCGCCUGGCGUUAUGCAUGUUUGUGGAGAUUUUAGGAUUAGAAAGUAAUUUUUCUACAAACACAAGUAAAUUCUGCUCACCUAUUACUAUUUACUGUAAAAAAUACCUUAUUAAUUGUAAUUAAACACCCCAGAGAAUGGAAGAUUACGAAAUGGCCUACGCGUCAGGUGUAUGUUU
Molecule: messenger RNA, 1485 nt
Organism: Myxozyma melibiosi
Lineage: Eukaryota; Fungi; Ascomycota; Lipomycetes; Lipomycetales; Lipomycetaceae
Product: tRNA wybutosine-synthesizing protein
Exons: 2
Coding region: 37-1356 (439 amino acids)
Biological process (GO): tRNA methylation; wybutosine biosynthetic process
Cellular component (GO): cytoplasm
Molecular function (GO): S-adenosylmethionine-dependent methyltransferase activity; tRNA methyltransferase activity
Source: RefSeq, a predicted model, not a curated record